UUCACAUUUUCCAGAGAACAUAAAGUCCUGUGUGACUACUGUGUGAGUUGGGAGUGAGUGACACACUGACACUGACACUUCUUUUCCAAAAGGAGGAGCAGAGAUCUGCGAUAAUUUCCACGAUGGGCAUUGCGGCCGUACUCGGAGUGGUGUCGCCGUUCCCGUUCUACUACUGGCUCUGGAACUCGCCGCAGUCAUGGGCCAACCUCUGCGGCAAAGGCCGCGACCCAACCAAGGCCAUGGCUCACGUUUCGUACUUCUUGAAGCUCAUUCAGUUCAUCUCCCUCUACUCCGUUUCUUCCUUCAGCUGGCCUCCUCCCUUCUACUUCUGGCCCCUCUUCGCCUUUGGCCAAUUCCUUAACUUCAGGGUUUAUCAGCUGCUAGGUGAAGCUGGCACUUACUAUGGUGUACGCUUUGGAAAGACUAUUCCUUGGGUAACUGAGUUCCCUUUCGGAGUCAUCAGAGAUCCUCAGUAUGUUGGCAGCAUUUUGAGUCUUCUUGCUUGCCUCUCAUGGUUUCCUCUUCAAUACAUUCUCCUAUUCAUUAUAGGAUAUGUGUUUAUGAUACAUGUGGAAUCAAAGGAAGAUCCAUCUACUCGUGCCAAGCCAGUCCAUUGAAUCUGCUGUCAGUAGAUUAGAUAUAACUUGGAGGAGUUAGUAGCAUGUGGGUUUCCAAAAUUCUUUGUACUUUUUUGUUUCUUUCCCUCCUCUCGAAUGACAUUUCUAUUUAUAAUUCUGAUUCCUUCAAAUUAUUUCUAUUGAAAUGCAGACUCUUUUUUGUCUCUCAUGACUUGUGUAUUUCAAGCAUGUAAAAAAUGUUAGCUAAUUUACAUGAUAGAUGCAGUGCCCUUAUUCGCC
Messenger RNA from Lotus japonicus, 857 nucleotides. RefSeq names its product phosphatidyl-N-methylethanolamine N-methyltransferase. Gene Ontology annotation, molecular function: S-adenosylmethionine-dependent methyltransferase activity. NCBI's taxonomy places the organism in Eukaryota, Viridiplantae, Streptophyta, Magnoliopsida, Fabales, Fabaceae. Gene Ontology annotation, biological process: phosphatidylcholine biosynthetic process. The record is from RefSeq and is a predicted model, not a curated record. The transcript has 2 exons. The coding region runs from base 123 to 617 and encodes 164 amino acids.